UCAGCCCUUUCCUCUUAUGGAUAUUUAAAAUCUGACUGAGGGAGAGAGGAGGACCAUGCUCUGUUCAGAGCGCACGGUGGUAGAGGAAUGGCUGUCAGAAUUCAAGACAUUACCUGAUGAUCAGAUUUGCAGCUAUGCAGGCAGUCUGCAUUUGAAGAAAGCCCUUGUUCCAGCCCUUUACAAAGUCAUCCAGGAACACCCCAGCAAUGAGCUGCUUGCUCCAGUGUGUCAUCAGUUAUUUGAGUUGUACCGGAGCUCAGAGGAAGGUCUUCGCCGUUUCACACUGCAGUUCCUGCCCGAGCUCAUAUGGGUGUACUUGUGCCAUUCGGCCAGCAGAGAGCGCCAUCGCAACGGCUGUGUUGAAGCCCUGCUACUUGGAAUUUAUAAUCUGGAGAUUGUGGACAGUAAAGGGAACAGUAAACUCCUAUCAUUCACAAUUCCCUCUCUCUCCAAACCCUCCAUAUAUCAUGAACCAUCCAGCUUGGGGUCUAUGGCACUGACAGAGGGGGCUCUGAGCCAGCAUGACUUGAUCAGGGUGGUGUACAGUGGCCUGCUCCCCCAGAGAGAGACCUUCAGCUCCCAGAACAGGUUUGAAGUGCUAUCUUUCCUCAUGGUCUGCUAUAAUUCUGCCAUCGUUUACAUGCCUGGUUCUUCUCACCAAUCAGCAUGCAGAAUGAGUUCACGGUUAUGUGUGUGCGGUUAUCCACGACAACAGCUGAAACUAUGGAGGGAGCCAUGUAACCGCAUACGCCUAGACCCAGACUUCAUGGUACAGAUGCUCAGCGCAGUUUAUCAUGCCAUUUAUAAUGGAGAGUGGGGGUUUGGCACGGAAGCCUUGGAGGACAUACUGUAUCGAGCUCAGAUAGAACUCUAUCCCCAGCCCUUAUUGUUGGCAAAUGCUAUGAUUCGUUCCCUUCCGGCCCACCCGUCAGAGGGCUCUCGGAAUUUGCUGGAGGUGGAAGUAACACCCACUAGCCGGAGUUUGUCCCAGGCAGCUGUCACUGCUGCUUCGAUCCGCCGCCUUCGCUGGAAACGAGAGGAUUGUUUUGAUUUCUCAACUACGACUGAAUUCUACGCAUCCAUCACCCCCAGACGAUACGUCCCUCCAGAACCAGCAGUCAAUGCCAAGUCGCGAAGCUGGACAAAGUUUACCAUUCACCUUACCAUGCGUGGGGAUGCUGAUGGUGUGAGCUGUGGUGAGGAUUCAUUUGACCCAGAUGAGGGUUUCUCUUCUGGAGCCUCCAGCAGCAGCCAGCCUAGCGUGAGACGAGAUGGGGUCAGCCGUGUGUCCCGCGACAGGGAGCCGGCGGUGCGACAGAAAGACCGGUCAUCAGCUGACACCAGAGCCGCCCUGCGUCAGCUUCACCAGCGGCACCACUCUCCUCCACCCGUAAUCACCCUGCAUAGUGCAGAUAUCAGCCCAACUGUCGCUAGAAGGUUCCUGGGGCCCCAUUACAAUCCCCCAUUCGGAGCUCCACCACCCAGAACUGGUAGUACAUCUUCCACAAAGUCCCUAGACUGCACGGGGCUGAACGGGUCCUCUGGGCCGACGGAUAGCCUGUCUUUUGGGAGCCUAAGUGCAGACAGAGCCCACUGUCUGUCUGCCAUCAGCCUGCAAGAGGACCGCCUGGGUCGUGGAGCCAAGAGUCAGGACCUCCUCUCCCCUGGAAGUCCAUUCUCUUCUGGGAGCCCCCUGUCCAAGCAGUCUCGUUCGUCUAGCUUCAACAUGCAGAUUAUUUCACAGGUGUAG
Molecule: messenger RNA, 1750 nt
Organism: Chanos chanos (milkfish)
Lineage: Eukaryota; Metazoa; Chordata; Actinopteri; Gonorynchiformes; Chanidae
Product: protein FAM126B
Exons: 12
Coding region: 56-1750 (564 amino acids)
Biological process (GO): protein localization to plasma membrane; phosphatidylinositol phosphate biosynthetic process
Cellular component (GO): plasma membrane
Source: RefSeq, a predicted model, not a curated record